AUGGCGCUCCUUUCGUUUCGAUGCCGAAACUCAGCAGACCUGGAGAGAUUAUCAGAAGAGCAAAAGGGCUUGCGAGUUACGUCACAGCUCAACGAGAAAGAGUUAAACAGUCCUGCCAGCGGGUGGACUUAUAGGCAUUUAAUUGCCUAUCACCUUCUUACCAGCCCAGCGAAGCCCUACCUGACGAUCUUUAAAACCGACCACGACAACGAGUGCCCAGUCUGCAAGCCUCAUAAGCCAUGUCGGCAAAGGCUUGACGGGGUUCUGACUGACGAUCCUUGUCCUCGAAAUCUGUUCCAAUGCACAGAAUCAGAGCUUAUGCGCCUUCCCAAUGGGGCUUUCUGGGUCGCACUUGCACGGGCAACUCGCCCCGAACCGCUUGGCGACGAAAGAUCGCACCCCCAACGAGAGAGAAAGCCGGUGGUAAGAAACGAUCAAAUGGAUUCCAGCACCGUCAUUCCAGGGUCCUCCUCGCCUACGAUGCCUUCGUCGUCCGAAUUCGAGGUUUCUUUAAAUAUCGAUGGCAUCGACGAGGAUGAGCAUGAAGCGCGCCGGAGAAAGCCUGAGGAAGUGACCGUACAUCUUGUCAUUUGUUUCCUCCAACUUUUCCUCAAUCUCUGGCUCGUGCAGGACCCUCACGGAACCACAGAAGUGCGACCGCGGAUAGAAUGCAGAAGGUCGGAGAUUCGUACCGGAGCAGGUAGCGUUCUCGCCGAAGACGACGGAGGGAUCUGUACGAUGGUGCGGAAGGCUGGGGGGUGGGCAAUGAAGCAUCCAUUCCUAGCCUUGCUUGAAGCAAAAAGGGCUUUCAAGCAGAUUUACUUCGACGAGCAUACCGGAGAGGGCAAGCCAAUUGCCUCGAAUGAGACCCUAGCUCAGUGCCUCGGCGAGGCAGUUGUUACAUGGAGAGCAAACCCAGAUUACUCCCAGCAAGACAUCUUCAUGAUUGCAGCAACUAACAGUUUCCUGCGUUUCAUGCACUUUAGGCGAAACGCACUAUGCCAUAUCCUAGCGCUGUUAAGAUGGCAUGAUGCCCACAGCACCCUUGAACUUUCUGAGGGACAAGAAGAUACUGAUGACUCUAUGGAAGAGGAUAUCGAAUAA
Phialemonium atrogriseum is the source of this 1104-nucleotide messenger RNA. RefSeq lists its product as uncharacterized. The record is from RefSeq and is a predicted model, not a curated record. The transcript has 4 exons. The coding region runs from base 1 to 1104 and encodes 367 amino acids. NCBI's taxonomy places the organism in Eukaryota, Fungi, Ascomycota, Sordariomycetes, Cephalothecales, Cephalothecaceae.